This is a messenger RNA of Symbiodinium necroappetens, 450 nucleotides long. The record is from the annotation of a GenBank genome assembly. Lineage: Eukaryota; Dinophyceae; Suessiales; Symbiodiniaceae.
GAUCCUGAAAACGGAUAUGUGUUUACCGACACGCGGCCCGGUGGCCUCUCUGUAGGCCUGGAGCCUCAUGGCAACUUUCUCGGCCCGGCGCUUGGCACGUCCUUUCAGCGACUCCCGACGCCUCCUGCGCAGAGCGUGGAUGCGCUGAUUCUGCCGCUGACAUCGCAGGUGAUCUCCGGCUACAGAUUAGUGAACGGCGUGGAAGAGGCUGCCAACACGCUGGAAGCGCUGACUCCGGUUCCGAGAUAUCUGCUGCCGCUCCGGAACGGUGAGCUCGAUGCCGAAGGUGUCCUGGCAGAGAGCCUGCAGAAGGAGGGUGGCGUCCAGGACUUUCUCCGAUUGCAGGGCGAGCGGCCGAAGUUGAGCUCAGUGGAGUUGCUCGACGUCACCCCCGGCCACCCCUUGCAGAUUCGGUCGCAAAGGAAUGUGAAGAUGCCAGCGGCGUCCUAG